This is a messenger RNA of Mercurialis annua (annual mercury), 4842 nucleotides long. RefSeq lists its product as uncharacterized. Gene Ontology annotation, molecular function: RNA-DNA hybrid ribonuclease activity; nucleic acid binding. Lineage: Eukaryota; Viridiplantae; Streptophyta; Magnoliopsida; Malpighiales; Euphorbiaceae. The transcript has 2 exons. Gene Ontology annotation, biological process: DNA integration. The record is from RefSeq and is a predicted model, not a curated record. Bases 1 to 4842 code for a protein of 1613 amino acids.
AUGGAUGAACAACACACCCUCAAAGACGGAGAAGAGCAUCUGGAGGAAAGAGUCCGCCAAGUCAUGAACAGGCUCGGAAUAAGAUGUGAAGACGUAGACAUCUCUCUUCGAAGUGACUCACCACUUGCAGAUUUCAUCAUCUCUCACGAGUUCCCUACAAAGUUCAGAUACCCUCCAAAUUUGGAAUCAUACGAUGGAACAGGCUGUCCCAAGAGCCAUAUUCACAAAUUCCAAGCGGUGAUCAAUGUUCAGACUAACUUAGAUCACGUACUAUGCAAACUUUUUCCUACUACCUUAAAAGGUCUGGCGCAGGAAUGGUACCAAAGUUUAAAGCCAGGAUCAGUGCUGACGUUCAAACAAUUCUCAGGACUUUUCCAGGCUAGAUUCGUAGCAUGCAUCCCUCAAAAGAAGCUGUCCACAGACCUGCUAGCCAUCAUGCAAAGGGAAGGAGAGACACUCAGGAAGUAUGUAGAAAGAUUCAAUAAGGAGGCGAUGCAGAUAGAAGACCUGAGCCAGGAGAUCGCCUACACAGCAUUACUCAAUGGAACUACCAACUCCGACCUACGAAAGGAAUUGUUGGCUAAAUCACCAAAAUCAUUUACCACACUGAUGACCAUCGCACAUACACAGAUCAGAGUGGAUGAUGGCCAGAGAGAGAUAGAGAAUCGCCUUGGACGGGUAGAAGAACGAACGUUUGCAGAAAGAAGAAAUGGGGACAGAUCGCCCAUAGGAAAGAGGUUCGGAGAGAAAGGCAACGACCAUUUCAGAAAUAAAAGGAAAAAAGACGAAGAUAGGCGAUAUACGCCCCUAAACACAACCAGAACCAACGUACUGUUUUGGGUAAAAGACAGCCGAGAGAAGGUCAGAUGGCCAAGGAAGAUGAACGCUGCAUCAGCCAGCAAAAGAGACAACAGCAAAUACUGUGAAUUUCACAGAGACAACGGCCACACCACAGAUGAAUGCUGGCACCUGAAGGAAGAGAUAGAAAAGCUGAUAGAAAGGGGAUCCCUUUCCCAGUUCGUAAAAAGGGAUACCGAAGCCAGAGAGGCGGAAUCAGAAAGAAAGAAAGAGCGGAGAGAAGAAACCGCCAGAAGACCCAGACCAGAGCCAACAGGCGUGGUUAACGUAAUAAUGGGCGGAUCGACCGGAGGAGACAACAAUACUACAAGAAAGAAAGCGGCAAGAACAGUCUACUCAGUUAGCCCAGGUGCACCAAAUGCUAAGAAAUUCAGAAGCGUAUCUUUUUCGGAGGGCGAUAGUCAUGGCUUAUCAGUCCCCCAUGAGGACGCCCUAGUUGUCAAGGGGCGACUCAACAAUUUCGAGGUAUCUCGGAUGCUUGAAGACACGGGAAGUUCGGUAAACAUGAUCACAAUGGAAGUGUUCGGCAGAAUUGGACUCAAGAAAGAAAAUUUGACACAUGUCUCUACUCCACUGGUGGGACUAGGAGGCAAAUCUGUACAGGUGGAAGGAUCACUGGAGAUAAACAUCCAACUGGGGGAUGGAGAGAUCUACAAAGAGAUCCGAGCAGAAUUCAUGGUGGUCAAUAUGGACUUUGCAUAUAACGCAAUUCUCGGAAGGCCACUUUUGCACGAUACGUGCGCAUCCAUUUGCAUGAGGUACCUAUUGAUGAAAAUCCCAACCAGAGAAGGCGAUGCCAAAGUCAGAGGAUGCCAAAAGUCAACCAGAGAAGCAUACUUUACAGCUCUCAGGAAAAUACAUGUAACCUUGCCAGUACUAACAAUGGAACCUCCAGAGAAGAAGGAAAGGGCGGAGCAUUAUGGGCGAACCACGAAAAUCGAAUUAUCCCCAGGAAAGGAGAUAGAAGUGGGAGAUGAGCUAGAGGAAGAAAUCAAACGAUCUCUAACAGAAAACCUCAGAACACUUGGAGACUCCUUUGCCUGGACAACAGACGAACUGAUCGGAGUAGACCCGGACAUCAUAUGUCAUCGGUUAAACAUAGCGACCGACGCGAAGGCAGUGAUACAGAAGAAGAGAAGACACUCGCCCGAAAAACAACUCGCCAUCGCAGAAGAGGUCGCCCGGUUAAAAGCAGCAAACGUGAUCAAAGACGCCUAUUACCCCAAGUGGGUAGCAAAUGUGGUAAUGGUAAAAAAGUCCAAUGACACUUACCGAAUGUGUGUGGACUUCACAGAUCUGAAUAAAGCAUGUCCCAAAGAUAGUUUCCCGCUUCCACACAUUGAUCAGUUAGUAGACUCCACAGCAGGUCACGCCCUUUAUGCAUUCCUAGAUGCCAAGGAGGGAUAUCAUCAGAUACCCAUGGCACCUGAAGACCAGGAGAGGACGGCCUUCAUAACGGACCAGGGAUUAUUUUGUUACAAGAUGAUGCCCUUCGGUCUGAAGAACGCAGGAGCCACAUAUCAGCGGCUGGUGAACUCAAUAUUCAGAGAUCAGAUCGGAAAACACAUGGAAGUUUAUGUGGAUGACAUGAUCGUCAAAAGCAUCCGAGCCGAAGACCACCCAGCAGAUGUGAAGAUAGUCCUAGAGACGCUAAAGAGAUACCAGCUAAAACUCAAUCCGGAAAAGUGCGUAUUCGGAGUACCGGCAGGCAAGUUCUUGGGAUACAUGGUCUCUCAGCAGGGUAUUGAGGCUAACCCAGAUAAAAUCGAAGCGGUCUUAAAAAUGACGCCGCCACGGAGCAUACAUGAAGUCCAGAAGCUCAACGGCCGGAUCACGGCUCUAGGUCGGUUCAUGUCCUGCUCGGCAAAACGAUGUCUACCUUUCUUCAAAACACUGAAGAAGAUCAAGAAUUUCACAUGGACGGCAGAAUGCCAGACAGCUUUCGAAGAACUGAAAAACUUCCUCUCGUCACCACCACUUUUGGCGAGGCCAGAUCCAGGCGACGUGCUAUAUUUAUACAUCUCUUGCUCUGACGAAACAAUAGCAGGGGUACUGGUAUCGGAGAAAGAAGGAGAGCAGUAUCCGGUCUACUACGUAAGCAAGGUACUAAGGGACGCGGAGCUAAGAUACCCAAGGUUGGAGAAACUAGCGCUGUGUGUAUAUACCGCCACCAUCAAACUCGGGCAUUAUUUCGAGGGACAUCAGGUUAUCGUACGAACCGAUCAACCCCUACGAAAGAUCCUCCAGAAAGCAGAAACAAGCGGACGUAUAGCAGAAUGGGCUGUUAAGAUCGGAAGCUUGGGCGUGGUCUAUGAAGCUCGGAAAGCAUUGAAGGCUCAAGCAUUGGCCGACUUCGUCGCGGAACUAACAUUCACAGAACCAAUGGAAAACAAAGCAGUCCCCUGGGAAUUACACGUCGACGGAGCAGUUUGUGGGGAAGGGGCAGGCAUCGGUGUCGUGCUCAAAGGACCGGGGAAAAUCCAAAUGGAAUACUCAGCAAGACUUGAAUUCUCAGUUUCUAACAAUGUUGCAGAAUAUGAGGCGCUGAUAACAGGACUGCAAUUGUGUGAAGAGCUCAAUAUCUCCGAAGCACAUAUCUACAGCGACUCACAACUGGUUGUGAACCAAGUCUCAGGAAAUUUUGAAGUCAAAGAAGCCACACUGAAGAAAUACGCCAAGCAAGCCAAAGCCUUCUUUACAAAUAAUGGGCGAUCUUGGUCGUUACAGCAAAUACCCAGAGCAAUGAAUGGAAGAUCGGAUGAAUUGGCAAAAUGGGCGGCAACAAACAAUCAUGAUUCAAUGAGAAAUAUCCCUCAUGAAAUUAAACGACAGCCUAGCUUCCAAGGAGAAAUCGAAGAAGGCGAAAUGCUGAUAGUGGAAGAAGAAGAAGAAAACUGGAUGACUCCCCUCACAGCAUACUUAGCUGAUGGAACACUUCCGGAGGACAGAAAGGAAGCUAAAAGAAUAGUGGUACUAUCAUCAAAGUUCGGAAUAUACAGUGGCCAGCUGUACAAGCGGUCAUUCACCCAUCCCUGGCUAAAGUGUGUAAACAAAAGAGAAGGAGAGUACAUCAUGAAAGAACUACACGAAAGAACCUGCGGAGCACAUGAUGGAGCAUCAACUCUGGUCAGGAAAGCCCUGCUACAAGGCUAUUAUUGGCCUUCGAUGAAAGAACAAGCAACAACGCUGGUAAGGGGAUGCUGGCCUUGCCAGCAACAUGCUUUGAUACCAAGAAAGCAAGCCUCAGAAAUGAAACCCAUCGGCAGUGCAUGGCCGUUCGCCCAGUGGGGUAUGGACAUCCUGGGACCUCUCCCUUUGGCCACAGGACAACGGAAGUUCCUGUUCGACUCAGCAAAGUUUAGAAAGUUUUGUGCCGAGUAUCAGAUCGACCUAAGGUUCACUUCGGUUUACCAUCCACAAUCAAAUGGGCAAACCGAAGUGGCCAACAGAAUCCUACUGGCCGGACUAAAAAGAAGACUAGACGAGUGCAAAGGAAGAUGGGUAGAAGAACUCUACAGCGUCCUAUGGAACUACCGUACCACCCCUAGAGAAUCAACGGGCGAAACUCCAUUCGCCCUAGCCUAUGGAACGGAGGCUGUAAUUCCUGUAGAGAUCGGCGCACCCACGCCAAGGACAGAAGACAACCAACUGAACUUAGAAGAAAAUGAAGCAGAGCUCAGGAACAAUCUGGACCUCUUGGACGAAAAGAUCAACAGAUCAGACAUUAGGAUGGAAGCCUACAGACAGAAAAUGGCAAGACAUUUCAACAGCCAUGUAAAAAAAAGAAAGUUCAAAUUAGGCGACCUCGUCAUGAGAAAGACCGAAGUUAAAAAAGGAGAAGCAGGGACCGGAAAGCUGCAACCAAAUUGGGAAGGACCUUACACCAUCAGCAAGGUCAUUAAAGAAGGAACAUUCAAACUUACCAACUCCAUGGGAAUAACCAUACCCAGAGCAUGGAACGCCAACAACUUAAGGAAAAUUUAG